Messenger RNA from Oryzias latipes (Japanese medaka), 2034 nucleotides. RefSeq names its product dihydrolipoamide S-succinyltransferase (gene dlst). Gene Ontology annotation, biological process: tricarboxylic acid cycle. Gene Ontology annotation, molecular function: dihydrolipoyllysine-residue succinyltransferase activity. The record is from RefSeq and is a predicted model, not a curated record. Gene Ontology annotation, cellular component: oxoglutarate dehydrogenase complex; mitochondrion. NCBI's taxonomy places the organism in Eukaryota, Metazoa, Chordata, Actinopteri, Beloniformes, Adrianichthyidae.
UCGCCGACGUCACGUGCGUUGACGGUGUGUCCGGAGUUUCCCUUCCGCUGACAGGGUGCUGUCACACAGCGACAAUGUUAUCUCAUUCCCGGUGUCUCACCAGGAAUUUUGGCCGUUCCCUCUCUGCCAUCCGCCAGGGGAAUAGUAUUAUAGUUCGACGAGCCCCAGCAGCCCUAUCAGCUGGCAAUGCUGUCACGUUGAACAGUAAUGUAAAAUCUGAUCCCCGUUCCAGCGUCUUCCAGAUCCAAUACUUUAGGACAUCUGUGGCCUACAGAGAUGAAGUUGUGACGGUCAAGACCCCUGCUUUUGCAGAGUCUGUCACAGAGGGAGACGUGAGGUGGGAGAAAGCUGUUGGAGACUCUGUCUCUGAAGAUGAGGUUGUGUGUGAAAUUGAAACAGAUAAGACAUCUGUUCAGGUUCCCUCUCCUGCUGCUGGAGUGAUUGAGGAACUUUUGGUCCCAGAUGGAGGGAAAGUUGAAGGAGGAACUCCCCUUUUUAAGCUUAGAAAAGGAGCUGGUGCCCCUAAAGCUGCAGAACCUCCAAAAGCAGAGGCCCCAGCGGCUGCAGCUCCUCCACCGUCAGCUGCCCCACCUUCUCCUCCACCUCCUCCCCCUUCAACUGUGGGACCCAUUCCCACCACCAUGCCUCCUGUGCCACCUGUGCCAGCGCAUGCAAUGGACACUAAACCAGUUUCAGCCAUUAAGCCCACUGUUUCCCAAGCUGCACCAGUGACCCACACAGAGGGCGGGGCUAAAGCAGCAAGGACAGAGAGCAGGGUGAAGAUGAAUCGCAUGAGACUAAGAAUUGCCCAGAGACUGAAGGAAGCCCAAAACACCUGCGCUAUGCUGACAACAUUUAAUGAGGUCGACAUGAGCAACAUCUCAGAGAUGCGGAAGAACUACAAAGACGCCUUCCUGAAAAAGCACAACAUCAAACUGGGCUUCAUGUCUGCAUUUGUAAAGGCCGCUGCUUAUGCUCUAACUGACCAACCUGCUGUAAAUGGCGUGAUUGAUGACACAACCAAAGAGAUCGUGUACCGGGACUAUGUUGACAUCAGCGUUGCUGUUGCCACGCCAAAAGGUUUGGUGGUUCCUGUCAUUCGAAAUGUUGAAGGAAUGAACUUUGCUGAUAUUGAAAAGGCGAUCAAUUUGUUGGGAGAAAAGGCUCGUAAAAAUGAGCUUGCUGUUGAAGACAUGGAUGGAGGCACCUUUACCAUCAGCAAUGGAGGCGUUUUUGGGUCAAUGUUCGGUACACCUAUAAUAAACCCCCCGCAGUCUGCUAUUCUUGGCAUGCAUGGCAUCUUUGACCGGCCCGUUGCAGUCGGUGGGAAGGUUGAAAUCCGUCCUAUGAUGUAUGUCGCCCUGACAUAUGAUCACCGUCUGAUAGAUGGAAGGGAGGCUGUCACUUUUCUGCGUAAGAUCAAGUCGGUAGUGGAGGACCCCAGGGUGCUGCUCCUCGACAUGUGAUCUCACAUCUGCUCCAACCCCAACCAAAAGGAAAAAACACAAAAAAGCUUAAUAAAAGAAAACAAAGUCCGCACAAGCAGUGGCUCUACGCACUUGAUAAACAUUACUUUAACUGCAGUUAAUGUAUUGUGUUGGUCAGCUAGGAAUAAAGGAUCUGUGUUAAACAGUUUGAUUUUGAAAAGAACAUUGGAGGAAGUGAUAAAAUAUGAGGCCGUUGUAAAGGAAGGACGGAGUUCUGAGAUUUCUGGUGCUGGUCUUUAGAUUAAAAAAAACAAAAAAAAAGAAGUACUUUGGUGUUUGCCAUAUGUCAUUUUCUACAUGCAUCUCAAAUGCUUUUGUUUAUUGUAAAAAUGACAAGGCAAGUACAGAUGAAACUGCAUAUUGUAAUUUUAUUAAUUUGGUUGAGAGCAGAACAAUCCGCACAGAACUUGAAAUCUCACAAAGUGAAAAAACUGAGAUUUUAUGCCAUCUAGCGAAAGAAGUAUAGAGAGAAGACCUCUCUUUUUGCCGUGUAAGAAACUAUUUAAGAAGAAAAAAUGUUUUAAACAAUAAAAACUUCAUUACCCAA